Messenger RNA from Spirometra erinaceieuropaei, 14807 nucleotides. NCBI's taxonomy places the organism in Eukaryota, Metazoa, Platyhelminthes, Cestoda, Diphyllobothriidea, Diphyllobothriidae. The record is from the annotation of a GenBank genome assembly.
AUGAGAGGUUAUGUCAGCGUAAUCUGCCUGAAUCUGCUGGUCUGUGUUCUCUUCGUCGAAGCUUUAAAAUGUGGUAUGAAUAUUUGUUCUUUUCUCUAAAAAACUGGAAUACCUUAUUUUUGCUUACACACUGUGCCACCGACAGAUAUAGUUAGAGACGCCAUUUGAGCUCUGCGUAUGAUUAUUUAGACUCGUGAAAACGUGUCCUUUUAAAGGUUUACUUAAUAACUGCAUCAGGAAAAAGUGUUUUUACCAGAACCUAGUAAAGGGAAAACAGGUUUUUAAUCUAAAUAUAUAAUGUACUUGUUAAGAGCAAAAUAGGUCGGUAAAUUUGACGAUUUAGGCGUUCGUCGCCUUGUUGGUAUAUGGUGUGUAGGGGUAGUUUUUAGAUGCUGAAGACGCUAUCGUUUGUCUAGAUGAAGCAUAGACGGGCGCUGAAUAAAAAUUUAAGAUUUUUGAAGGCUUAUUUGAAGUGACUCUGGAACGUGAACUGGGUGGCGUAACUCAUGAAAUAUCAGCGGCAAUUCCGAAACGCGUUCUCAUUAAAGAAAGAUUUCUUACGUGGAAUUGUAAUAAUGAUGAACUUGUGGCGUAAAAUCGUGACGUUGUUGUCAUGUGGGGACGCUGGCUCUUUAAUGCGCCUCUUUCAGCCCACAUUCAGUUAAAAAUGACUGCGUACGUAGUGUGCAUGUUUUCUGAUGAUUUUUCAUGUCUAUAUAUACUCGGACACACCUUAUGGAGAAUGUGAGGAAGUAUGGUUCCUGAUAUUCAUACUGUAGUAGGCUACGUCUUCUUACAAAUUCAUUUUCUAGGAAAGGUUAUCCUUAAGUUUUAAAAAAUCCCAUUCCUGGAAUAUUUUAAACCAUAAAGCUCUCAAACUACAGACUGUGCACUUUCCGCGUAGGGAAAAUCAUACGUCCGUUUAUGAUCCUGAAAUGUUUCAAUCAAUAGAAGGUAACUGUAAACUGAAAUACACGGCAAUAUUUUAAUGGACAUUUCAGAAUCCUAAAAGUUAUAUUAUUACAAACUUUUACUCUGAAAUAUACCGUUUCUUUGGAUAAUAAUUUAAAUAAAACGCUAAUUGCUAACAUAUGACUAUGAGAAACGAUGUUUUUGUGCAUUUUUAUAAAAAUAUUUUUAUAUAUGUUAGGGAAUAUAAAAUCAACGGAAAACGUCUUAAUGCUUAAGUGGUUAUUUUAUAAUCCGACGUGAUUUUCUGCAGGCGACCGAAAAAUAGAGCACUCAAAAGUUGUCAUGUUGGCGUAAAUGAUUUAUCAUACGACUUUGCCGCAUAAUCAUCAUUAUUAAAACCACUCCUAAGUAACCCCUUUAAGAUGGAAACAAAUUCCAAAAUUUUAGCUGAGUUUAACAAUAUACGCUACCUUCUGCAAUCUUGUUUAUAAAUUCUUUUGUUAAGGAACACUAGUUCUACUUUGUGUAUUACCUCGAGAAAAAUCGAUCUACUGAAUGCAUCUAAAGGGUUAAUGUUUACAUAACAAUCAAGUGAUUAACCAAAACAGUAAUUCAAAACUGCCUUGAUUUUCCCCAGUUAGUUUGAUAAGAGUGCUUCUAUUUGGCAGUUACAACCUAAUUAUCACUAAAAAAAGUUCGAGUUCGGUCUCCGGGACACCCAAACCCGGUGUUGGACAACGGCAAACUGGAGGUAAUUCCUUAGUCAGAGAUUGCUAAUCUAGUCUUUUACCCUUGUCGGUAUUUGUCAUGCAUAGUAUCUUGCCGCUAUGCGAAUGAAAGUAAGGACUAUAGACUGAGCUCUAAGUCAUAAGAGGGGAUCAUGUACCGCAGCUUUAUCGGUGGGCAACCUCCCCGCAUUAAUUUUUUAUGUUUGUUCAUUGAAGUUUCACUGAGAGGACAAACCCCGGUGCAACCGCCCUAAGAUUCAGUAGAUUUAGACCUCGCCUUUUCAACUGUGUCGGGAAAAAAUGCUGCCCCCGAGGUAGUUAAAGCAUUUUCAAUACCUAUUUAAUGCAAGGGCAAACAAAUAAAUCCGACUGUUCUCAAAGCCUGCAUCUUAGUCAUUUGCUUAAGCCAUCUAAACAGGCCGUAUAUCUUUGCAUCUGCAAUAGCCCUAUUAAAUGGAUAUUUAAACUAAGAUGUGAGUUUUUAAAUUUACUCUAAGAAUGACAAUAUUAGCCUGUAUUUUGCUUUUAUCGAAACACUUAGAUACAUUCGAAAGUCAGCAAUUGAGAUGCAUAUUCAUACUGCGAAAUAACCGCCUUUGGUCAGCUUUGGUAAUUCUUGAUACCAGUAGUAUCGACAACGAUUUAGAUGACGCCGUUGCGGACAACAGCAUCCACCACUUCCCCAAAACGUUGACACAACAGCAGCAGCAGCAGCAGUUUAUGCGCGAAUGCGUGCUGCAGCUGACCUAAUCACUUCGCGCAUUCUCAUUAUGCCCCAUAGUAUGACGACCAAGAUUGGGCUCGGUUAUAGUGAUCAUAAAAUCUAAACUACACGUCUACGAGUGCUACGUCUAGUCCCAACUGCACAAGUAACAAGCUUCCUUCGGAAAUAAGGUCCUCGGAGUUCGUCCAAAAAUGUGUUACAAAGGCUUCCAUUAUGAAUCAUUACAGUCUGGCCAUCAGCUUUAUGCAAGAUCAAGUUAAAGCACCGACUGGUUACCUUUCAAGUUAGGAAUACUAACGAAACUUGGAAGAUUCAUGUGAGUCAGAUUUAUUGUAGUGGAGAAUGGAGGUAAGAAGUUCUGAAAGCGUGUGGUAUGCCAGUAUCAACAAACCAUGGCCUUCCAAUCCUGGUAUGCGCUGGCAGUUCCCUAACACCUGGUUCCCUACCGGUAAAUACGCUUGCGCUCCCGCUGGGUAUGCAGGUGAUGGCCAUGGCUGCCCAGUCAUCCUCGUUCUUCUGACCCCCGUUGGGGUGUUGUUUUUGUUGUCGUUGUUGAUAGAAAGUCCUGGUCAAGUGUAUUUUUUGAAUCAGAUGGUGUGGCGGCACGCCUAGGUGCGGGUCCGGCCGCGCCAGCCACCUGCGACCUCCCCUGUCCUUGGUCUUCUUGAUUCUGUCUCGACACCGGCUCCAGGUUGGAAAUGAUGAAGAGGGAGUGCAGUAGAUGCGUCGCAAGUCUACCGUCAUUAUAAGCUAAUUCACGUGCAAAUCAUUGUGACCGCUGCACUUUUCGGUGUAGAACCCGGUGGACAUUGCUGGAAUCGACGGUCGAACUAUGUAGUGGACAAUGCGCUGAUCUGCCGUGGGAAGGGAUCUCCAAAUAUCUACGUACGCUUUCUGCCCAUGUAUGUGGGCCGUUUGAGUUGCGCUCAUUAGUGUGACAUGUGGCCUCCGUAACGGACCGCACGGUUGACGUGCUGGAGCACAGCAGUGGUCUGUUAGGCUCACGAUACGCGUUAACCGGACUCCGUACAAUCUGCAAGAGCCCAUAACCACUGCCGUACAUGUGGGAUGUGAUAAUACGCCCAGGCAAAGGCUUUGUGAUGCGCCAGACACAGCACCCAAACUGACCAGGAAAAACUGGCUAAGACAAAGAAAUUGUGCCAGGGAGAGUAAAGAAUAAGGUCGACUCUGGAGACCUCUUUCCUACAAUAUUUCAGAGCUCAGGACUGAGAACGGAUAUAGAGAGUUAGGUCGACGUCAUUGCGCAUUUUACUCACCAUAAGCAAUCUGACGCUCUUUUAAACUUUCACAGUGCGGUCAGAUUUGUGGCUUGGAAGGCUGCAAAUUGGCAGGAUAACUAGGACCUCUUCUCCGGACAAAGAGUCGGGCUGCAACAGCCCUACCCGAAUGUUGCAUCUAUGGCACUCUCUGGCAGUUGGGAUCCAGGAUCCCCUUGUUACUGCGGAACCCUGAUCCUUUUUGAACGGAGCAAGCGUGUUUGGCACGCGAAGACAGGCUGUUUAGUCUUGCCAGUCGCUGCUUCCGUGCACAACUCCGGACUCCCUGACUCUGUCUCGAUGCCGGACUCAGGUGGGCGAGGAAGUAAAGAUUGUGGUACACGCCGCACACUUCAAGCAUCACUAUAAAUUUGCCGAGGUGCGACAGUUGACAAACAAGGAUUUCUAAAUCGCGAGUCAAAUAGCACAUAAUUAUUGGACAAACUUAACAUCAGUAAGAGAGAGCGUAAAAACGAAUUGGAAGGUAAAUGCAACAAGCCACAAACUAAUUCACGUGGAAAGUACCGUUCCUGCGCCAACCUUGCCGUGGGGCACACGGAGACAUCAUCGCGUAAGAUGGUCAAACUGUCGGACCGCGGACAAGACGCUUACACUGUAAUAUCUGGGUACUUACAUUUUUAAGGAUGGAUUCCAUGGAUUAGCAUUUGAUGGUUCGCAGACCAGUCGUUCUUUGAGCAGAAGCGGUUGUUUAAAUAGUACUUUUACUUUUUAUUUGUUCUUUUAUUUUUGCGGAAAUAAACAGCCUGUGGGAUUUUAGUCUUGUAGCAUAUAUUUAAGGAUUGAAAUAUUGAUGUGCGUUCUUGUAGGAGACACAAAAGUUGAUAUAUUACUUUGAGAGAACAUUAGUUAAGAAAGACGGAAGUCCAUGACAAUUUAUUAUGUUGGAUGGCGUAUUUCCUCCUACAUUUUGCUCUUUGAUUUUCAUUCCUACCCUUGGAAAACAAAGUUUACACAGAAACUCCAUUCACCCGGUUUAACAAUCCAAUUAUUAUUUAGCAAAGAGUUUACCCAAUUGAGGCUGACUACUGUUUGCUUUGACAAAAGAUUGAUCUCGCCAAAGAUUUCCUUCCAAAUAAAUGACGUAUUACUUUAUGAAAAACUAAAACAUACGAAGUCCUCAUCUUUUUGUACGCUUUCGGUGGCGACGGAUGACGUAGAGGGUUGUGGGAGCUAAGCUGAAAUGUUACACUACACCAUGGUCCAUGAUCACCGCAGUAGCAAAUACGGCUAUUUUCCUAGUGCUAAAUGAUAAAGGGGUUUACUUAAUCACUAGGUACCUGCUUGAAGUGCAAGAAGACUUUGUAAAUCUAGCAAUGUCAUAAUUUGAAUUAACAUCCAGAUAUCAAUUAGUAAAUCGCAGCUCUGAUAAUGGGCACAAGCGAAUCUCAUCUAAACAGACCCUUUCCGAUAUCACAGAGGCAAAACCUUCUUAUUAGCGAUGUUCUGUUAUUUAGACAAAUAGGCGCGAAUCGCUCGUAGGCUUCAUGUUUUCUCCUUUACCAAAAGUUAAGAUAAUUCGACACUAUCUUCAAUAAAAUGAGAAAUCAUCGGGUUUCUUGUAACAGAUGCUUUGUACCUCAAACUCAGCUCGUAGAUUUUGGAUGCCUUAUCGACAACUUAGCUAUAUGGCUAAAAAAUUCAGGGCAAAACCUAUUGGACUACAAUUUUAACGUUCUUGGUAAAAUCACAUGAGGAUUUCCUGCGCUGCUACAACCUUAUUUGGUUUUAGCAUUUCCUGCCAAGCCUGUUAUCAGCGUAGGUUUGUAUGUAGCGGUGAAAGAUAGUCGCGUUUCUCAAAGUAAAUUGCGUCAGAGUGCCUGAGGUUUUGUGGCCCUACAAUGGUCCUACAGUUGGCGCAACAACAGUGCCUGGCUGACAGGGGGCGUCACCUUGCACCGACUUGCCUCUGCGCUAGCAACAGUCGGAGGAAAUGAGCGACCUGAAACCUGCCAAAACAAUGAUGCCUGCGUGGUGAGUCAUCAGAGCACAUUCGGUUUGUAUCAAACGCAUUGUAAGCUGGCCCUGAGGUUGCAAAAUGUUGCCGAUGCCAACCGGUUCUCUUGCUCGAGCAAUAUACGCGUGCUGAAUGGAUAGAGAACGCGACGAGUCAUCAAAUCAUUUCGUGACUAAUAAUUCAGUACUCUGGGGACUGCUAACAGUGACAGGUCAACAGCCAGAAGUACGCGUAAUUAAUUUCCUUUCGCUUGUUCUAACACGAAUAGGGUGUAAAAGUUGGGACGUGAGCGUCGUCAGCCGUAAGGCUCUCAAAAAGCACUGGCAUUAUUGUCCAUUGAUUUGUUCUUGUGGGAGGUGUAAUUGAGUAACAUUUGCUUUUUGGGAAUUUUGCAGGAGGUAACAAAUGUGAAUCAAAAAGCGGAUUUUGGUACUCCACAAGUUGUUGCGGAACAAACAACAAUAAAUGCUGUUAUGAAAGAAGGUAAGAUUAUUGCUUUCCGUUGAUCCCUGUAAAAUGUUCUUUAAUUUUCUGCACCUUAACGAAAAGUAUGGACGCUAAGGCCAAACAAAUAUUUUGCUGGACAAGAUUACAGUGAGUGACCUAUCUCAUGAAAUGUUGGCUGAAAUUCUGAAAUACAUCUUCGAUUAGGAAGGAUUACUUGGUCGCGGUUGUAAUACUGAUUAUCAUACGGCAUAAUCUUAUAACGUUUCCGACUCGGCAGAAUGUCAGCUUUUGCAUACACUGCUCGUCAAUCGGCUGCAGGAACCGUGCUAAUUAAAAAUUGACUACUUAAGUGGCAUGCGUUUUUUCCUUUGAUUUUCGAUGGUCUUGCAUAUUCAAAUAUUUCUUAUAGAAACCAUAAACAAAACGUGCUUUCCUUCAGCCAAUUAAUAGAGAAUCACGUUUUCUUUAUAUUUUAUACUCAAGGAAGGAAUAUAAUUAGGUUUUAAAAAAGUUUUCUAAUUGCCAUAUAAUUUGGAGCCUGAUCAUUCGUUGCAUUGGCCCUUAACUAUUUCAGUCUACAAGGUGCAUGCGUUCCGCGUACAGAAAAGCACAUACUCUUCUAUGCCAUUAAAAAGACGACAUACAGUGUCCACAAAAUUUUGCAAUGGAUGCGGACUAUGUUGUACAUUUCAUGAGGAGUAGUGGUAAACGAACAGGUAUUAUGCUAUGUUAAUGGGCAUUGCGCGGUCUUAAAAAAUCUCAUAAUUAGAAACAAUUUUAAAACCUAAUUAUAUUCCUUCCUUGAGUAUAAAAUAUAAAGGAAACGUGAUUUUCUGUUAACUGACUGAACGAAAGCAUGUAUGGUUUAUGGUUUCUAUAAGAAAUAUUUGAAUAUGCAAGACCAUCGAAAAUCAAAGGGGAAAAACGCAUGCCACUUAAGUAGUCAAUUUUUAACCAGCACGGUUCCUGCAGCAGAUUGACGAGCAGUGCAUUCAAAAGCUGACAUCCUGUCGAGUCCAAAUGUUAUAAAAAUAUGCCGUAUGAUAGUCAGUAUUACAACCGCGACCAAGUAAUCCUUCCUAAUCGAAGAUGUAUUUCAGAAUUUCAGCCAACAUUUCAUGAGAUCGGUCGCUCACUGUUACUUCGAAUUUUUGCCGGCAAAAGUAUACUUACCGUCUUCGUAAUAGUAUAAGUUUGGGUCGAAAUAGAAAUUCCAAUCUUCCUUACUGAAUACGCACAGGAGUUUGUUUGACUAGCAAUAAACCAGUUUGUAGGACGAUUUUCAAGUUAAAAAAGAUAAACUGCCUAUGCGUGAGCAAGUAAUUACCGAAGUUAGGGAAAAUAUAAUAGUAACCGAGCAACAGAUAAAAAUGAAAAUUUAUAAAUUGAGGCAAGGUGCACAAUUACGUCUGCUUUGCUUCGCAGUAGCCAUUAUCGGACAAUAAAAAAGACGUAAAUUUCUGCUCCUUUCAUUUAAAACCCUGCGUUUUAUUGGUUAAAAGCCCAAAAAGUCGACUAAUGGAAGUCGACCAGCCAAACUGAAAGCGAUUUCGCAUGACGUCCACGGAUUCUUAUUUCUAUAGGAUUGAAGAAAUGACCAAAAGUUUAUGUCGAUAUUCAGGAAACAUCGAUUAUGACUUAGUUGCAGUAGAUAAUAAGGUACGCUAAACAAUUCUAGGUGAAAUUAUAUGCUGCGAGCUACUGAACUUUUAGUCUCAAUGAAUACCGUACGCUAGUGCGACCAUUCUCAUGUUCUCAGGUAUAUGCUAAGUUAACUAUGUCCCCAAAAAUAAUUUACAAAAAUGACUUUUUAGAACUCUUGCUGCUUCAAAGAGAGUUUUUUGGGAACCUAAACUUUCAAAAAGUAGCUGCCACAACAAUGGAAUAGGGUGAUUCAAAGACGUUUCGAAAUGCCUUGGUGAAGAGAUCUUAUCAACGCUUGCAGAUUUUUAGGUCUUCUUAUGAAGCAUAGUCGUAUUCAGCCGCAUGUAGACGUUAAGUUACAUAAAAUUUUAGAAGAUUGUGAAAAUCAGCUGAGGCCAAAUUCACAUCAGGCAACAUGCCGUCCCCACUUACAUUCAGACGCAACCAAAUUUCAAGUUGUGAAAUUUGCGGAAUUUUCUAAAAUCUCAUUUAUCUGUAUUUUUUAUACAACAUGCGAAGUGUUUCCUUUACCAUAGAGCGAUAUUAAAAAUGGAAUUCUUGCGAGGUAUUUCAGAUAGAACAGACAGAACAUACAGAGGCAUUUGAAAACGAGGGGGACGUAUAUGUUGGCAACAUGCUUGCAGAGGCUAAUUAUUAACCGUCGUUUUUGAAAAACCACCAGUGCGUCCGUACACUUGCAUAUAUGAGAUUGAGUAUAAAUGAUAUCUAGGUAAAAGAAGAAAUUCCAGUAGGAAUGCAGGGACAAAGUGGAGAUCGUAAAGCCAAUGCCUCUGCGGUCGCAAGUAUUCGCUGACUCAGGAAGUUGGAGUGUCCCGCCGAUACUUUGUAGAUGACUCGGAAUGCUUGAUUGACCUCUACCCUGUAGCCGCUGUCAACCAAGUAAGCCACAAUUGCGCUAUAGAUGGACUUUUCCCCACCUUGGCUUAGCCAGGCGGGAUGGUGCUCUCGCAUCCUCUUGGAUAAACGCCUAGUUGUUCGACCAAUAUAACCUGUCCCACAAGAGCAAGUGAAGACGUAGAUGCACAUUAAAGAGGUCUGAAAAGUCAGUCUGUCCUUGCCUUUAAGGCGAAGAAACGGAGAGCUUGCGAAAAGCAAUCUUAUCUUAGCGGCUGGAUGAGUGCGCACGACAGCAGCAUUUAAGCGACGAUGUAGGAAUUCGCUUACCGGAUCCCCUUGAAAUUGCAGUAUGAUAAAUAAUUCCUUCUCAGCCGUCUGCACAUUAGAUUUUUGAGAGCAUUCUUCCAUGUAUUUAUUGACAAACUUUUCAGGGUAGUCGUUUUCUCUCAGACUGUUUCGUAGGUUGACGAGUACAGUCUCAAGCCUAUCUGGUGUGCAGAUUCUCCUAGUUCGCUUGAUAAGGCAGCGCACUAAGUUUUGUUUCUGGUUGAGCGGGCUAAAACUGUAAAAAUUCGUGCACUCCCCUGCCCAUUUUUCUUGUGAGAUGCACUUCUGCUUAAUGUUUCAUCCGACAUUCGAUUAAGUAGAACAUCAAGAAAGGGUAGGCACUCUCUGUUCUCUUUUUCCAAGAUGAAGGUUAAGGCUGGGUGAGCCUGAUUCACUUUAUAUAGGGAGCUGUUCCAAUUAAGCGUUUCAUCCGUUUUUACGAAAAUGACAUCAACAUAUUGGGCAUAGGAAUAAAGGUCCUUUAUCAUUAGAGACAGCUAGGUUUUCUUUAGUUUUUCCAAGAAUACAUCAGUUAUUAGUGGUUCAGAGAGUGAUCCCAUCGCUACGCCGUUGAUUUGGCGGUAAAAUUGGUCAUCCAAUCUGAAUUGGACGUUACGUCUUUGUUCAUGAACAUUCCUAUUACUGAAACCAAAUAAUUUUUAUGCGCUGAGAUUGUGAGGCUGGAUUUCUUAGUCAGAAUCCCGGUCGGAGACCUACAGGAAUUGCUCUUUCGCAACACACCAAAUGUACAAUUCAGAUUGGAUGGCCAAUUUUACCGCCAAAUGGACGGCGUAGCGAUGGGAUCGCUCUUUCUAUUACUGUACAGGUCUCAUGAUGAAUAAUCGAAAGCGUACAUGAGUUUGCCGACUGGACUUCUUACUUGAAUUUUAUUUUCUUUAAAUAAGAAUACUGUUUUCUCUUAAUGUCACUAGGAGACGCCGUUCUGGUUGCCGUAUCAUAUUGAGAUACAUGUCUUAUAAUAAUUGGCGUCUCUUUCAAACUAUUUUUAUUUAAAACAGAACUUACAAUAGACUUCUUAAAAGUGUAUAAUUCGCAUUUUUCAAGUAUAUCUACGUCCCUUAUUCGAAUGCUAACGGUCCUGAUCAAGAAAUUUCUUAUACUGCUACCAUAAGUCAUUAAAUUGCGUUGGGUCCUUUUAAGUAAUAGUAAUAUCUCUGUGUUAUAUGAUUUGUCGCUCAAGUGAAGCAGGCAUGCAAGUGAAAUUUAUCUCUACAAAAUUAUCAGAUGGCUGUCAAUGUUUCGACUUGACACAGAUUGCCCUUUUUGUCGGAAAUGCGUUUAAGGUCCUCGUUUGAUCAUUCGUUAAUCUCGCCACACGCUGCAUUUAACUCGUCGAUGCAUAACAAGCUGUUGCGCACUUCAUUUUCGUUAGUACUAGUAGCAUACACAUGAAAUAUGCAAUAUUAUCUGAUCUUGGAUGGAAAAUGUGCACAACGGAGGAAAAAAUACGUGCUUGUUGACGGCGGCGUUGAUGGAGAGCACAUGGGUGUGACACAGCUACCGGACGCAUGGAAAAAUCUGGAGCGUUUACUGCCGCCAUUGAGAGCUAAGAGUAUGACGACUUCUACACUAGACAGACGGGAAUCCAGGUCCACGUUGAAACAAACGAGCCACGUACGCUGCAGUUCUACCCACCCUCAGCAAUCUCAGCGUUCCAGUUGUCGUACUCAACUAGCACAAGCAGCUUAUUCUAGGCACAAGUUAGACGUUUACCUCCCCCCAAUCAUCUCAUAUAAAUAAAAAACUUAGAGCAAAGUGCCAGUUUAUGGCCUUAUUUAGUCGUUUAAGCCGAUGUUUACUCCCGAAUGACCUUAAAAAUCUCUUGUUCAAUAUCCACAGGUGUAUUCUGUUGAACUUUCUAAUGCAAAUUACGGCCCUUGGUGUUGUUAUAAUAGCUGGAAACAUGAAAGCUUAGUUUCUUAAAUUUUAUUCGACUGGAUUCCUUAAAAAGCCACCAUACGAAACUAAUUAUUUUGAUUCGGUUAUAAUACCUGGAAAUAUAGAAAGUCAUGUUAGGUUAUCUGUUAUUAAUUGUCAUACUGAUUUUUGCUUAAAAAUCUUUCCAAACACUAGUAUCUAUCUCAUUGGCAACAACCGCUAUUGAAUAGUGUGCAUACUCCAUCAAAACUUUGGGAUUCAUAUGCUUAUGGUAUAUUUUUGGAAGAAAUGAGGCAACACAGUAAAUUAUCGGAGCUUUUGUUUAAGAAAUUAUAUCCUCAAGUCCAACAUUGGAAAGAAGAAUAUAUGUCGCUUUGAAAGCAUUCGAAAAGUCAGAUAGUCUUGUUAAGUAUAUUCUAAUGUGUGAUAUCCCACGAAACCUGUGAGUUCUAGACCAAAGUACCUAAAUAUGACAUGGAAAUGGACACUCGUCAAUUCGCCGACUUUCGAAUCAGAGCGGAUAGACUUCGGGAAGCCUAUGAAUGUGUACCUAUUCGUGUACGCAUAUAUAGCCGAUCUGCACCGACAGAGAGCCUUACGUGGCAAGACACUGGUGAUAUUCAGUUUGAGAAGGAGUGUGUGCAGCCUCUCACACAUCCUAUGCUGUGCAGCAUUCGUGUUUUGUAUAUGUGUGGUUCCUAAUCUUAUGUUUCUGGUCCAGAUGGUGUUAAGCGUAUUUGAAAGCAGUCGCCUGGGCAUUAGGGCAAGUCGCCUUUCAAAUUGGGAAGAGAUGGCCUGCUCAAUUUUGCCAGUAGAAAUGCGCAAUUUGCAAAUUCUGCAUACAAGAGGUCGCCACACAAUCCAGCGGAAGAAUCACUCAUAUGAUAUAAAUGCCGUCUUGCGAGUCAAAAGAAAUAAACACCGACCUUUACCUCACCACCAGCGGUCCUAUAAUAGUCCAGAUGAUAGAUUACUCCAUUAGAAAUUUGUAUGUUUGCAAAUGGAGUCAGCUCUAGAACAAAAGACUUCUCUUAGUUAGAUUUCGCCUUCACCGUGAUCUUUAACAACAAAAAUACUGCUUUUUACCUGGAAAAUUAAGUGUCUAUGUGGUUUCUGGACACCGGACGACAUUUUCUAAGUGGAGUUGCGACCAGGGACUUCAAAUGUUUAUACAAGAAAGCCAGUAGAUCACAGCAUAUGAAAUGAGUGAAAAUUUUAGUUUAUGCUUAACAGUACUUUAGUUCUCCUUUGAUCAUACUUUCUGUCUGACAGUUUACCGAAAGAUUUUAGUUGACUUUUGCCAAAUUUCUAUCUGGAGGAUGUUGCCGUUUAACUUGACUCCGAAGCUCCAAUCUGUCAAACCCGCACGAGUCUUGCUGGAUGAACGCUAGAGUGAACUCGAUAGUAAUCUGAGAUUACACCAUCGUUAUCCUUCCCAAAUAUUUCGUGGAACUGUGUAUUGAAGUAUAAAAGAUGCAUCGAUAAGUCUGCCUUUGUCUUACCUCGUCAGUGAAACGGCGUCACAACGACUGGAGGCACCGACUUUUGACUACAGUCGACAAGUUUGUAACCUUUAGGCGUAAAACGACUGAAGAAUUCACCUACCGCCUGAAUCUAGUUCUUCUGGACAUUGAGUUAACGGUGUGAGAAGGAAUGAACUAUCAUUUGAUAUUUGUAUACUGUUGGUUUUCAGAAAUAAUGAUGAGCAAAUCGAAAGUGUCAUCUGAAGGGCAACAAUUGCUAAUUCCAUUUCUUCAGACUUCCAUAAAAACCAAACAACUCAACACAAAUAUAUACCUGACAGAAUAUUAUGUUUCAGGUUCAUGUACCGUAAAGCAAAUUCAAUGACCACGACCCAACCUUCAGAAGAUGCAAAGGCUUUUUGCAAACAGUGGAUAGCCUAGUUUUAGGUGAAUACAUGCGAAUUCUUGUGGGAGCAACGAGGUCACAAAAGUACAAGCCGACCUUCAUGCCUUUCCUAGUCUAUAUGACUGAUAUAUCGGGAGACUGCUCAAGCCUAAUGAACGAAUUUUAGUUGGAGAUUGCACACGGACAGAAACCAAAGGUUUACCUAUUGUUCGCGACUUUUUAAGAUCGACUGCUUACGUUUCAAGCCGAUUGCCUUGCUUUCCUAAUCGAAUUGGAUUGUGGUGGUCAUUUGCAUUAGUAAAAUCGGUGAGCAAGUCCAGACGAAAAUUCCCCUGUAAAGAACUGCUCCCUAUUGUAUAAUUAUUACAGACUGCCUACAGUCAGGCAGUAGUAUGCACACACCGCAUGAUUAAACAUACUGACAGGGAAUUUACUACGUAAAAGCCCAGACACGUAUUCCACCGGAUUUACGUCGCUGCAUAACGCAGUUACGGAUUCGGCGUAUGGGUGAUCCUCACAGCGUCCCCCAGGUACUUUCUAAUUUGUACUCCAGUUUUAAGUGCUCAACCUUUUUGUUUCUUAAGAAAUAAAUACCAUUACAUGGAGCAGCUCUUUCUGAGCAAAAUUUUUAGUCUGGGUUCGAAAGUUCUUAUAAAUACUAAAGCUGAAAACUGAAGUACAUACCAGGAAGCUGGCUGACGACGGCUAAUAAGCCAGAAAUGGCCAUUCCAGUCUCCAUUGUCUUUGUCGGUAAUACCAUUCUGCCUAUAUAUCAUGCGCCGCUGUGCGGCUGCUGAUUGGGCUCGAGAAAGAGCCCAUAAGGCACAACGGAACGAGUGAGUUCCGUAAGAACAAUCGGUGAGUGCUCCUUACCACUCCCGAUCAGAAACCGACAGGGUAACGGGCUCGUUGCCCAGUGGUUAGAGGCGUGGAUUUUUAACAAACAGUUGGCGAGUUCGAGCCCCGGGUGUUACACACUUCGGCGUUGGGUAUGACUGGCUGAUGACGGCUAGCGCAUCAGAAAUGGACAAUAUAUUCUCCUUUGUCUUUGUCGGCAGUCAUUAUAUAUAUAUAUAUAUAUAUAUAUAUCAAUCAGGAAUGGGCGCACACCGAUCUAUUGGCUUCACAAAGCAAACAAGCUCCGUAUGUGUGGCAAAGGUCACGAACAGGCAACCAAUUACCAGGCCGAAGUCGGCCAAGUCAUAAUAGCAGCGAGGAGGGACGACAGAGAAUGCGGGUAGAUUGAUACAGCACUGUUUCGGGCUUAUUCUGCCUUCAUUCAGCCAAUCAUAACCCUGACCACCAGCAGCUGGGACCAGAAACACAAACAUGCGCACAGACAUGCGCACAAACAUGCGCCCAUUCCUGAUUGAUAAAUACCCGAUCUGCAGCGACAGAGAAUGACAGGUGGCGAGGCACUGAUGAACUUCGGUUCGAUGAAGUGCUUAUGACCCAUCUGGUAGGCCUCAGUGGUGGACCGACUGCGCCAGGUGCGUCUGUGCGCAUGUUUGUGUUUCUGGUCCCAGCUGCUAGUGGUCAGGGUUAUGAUUGGCUGAAUGAAGGCAGAAUAAGCCCGAAACAGUGCUGUAUCAAUCUACCCGCAUUCUCUGUCGUCCCUCCUCGCUGCUAUAUAUAUAUAUAUAGUCACUCAGGAAUGGGCGCACACCGAUCCAUUGGCUUCCCGAAGCAAACAAGCUUCGUAUGGGCGAUAGGGGUCACGAACAGGCAACCACCUAUAUAUAUAUAUGUCUGAGACGAGCGAUUCCUGUGAAAAUUUAAAGAGGGCUGAAUAAAACUGUACCCCUGGCAUUUCAAUUUUCUCUGCGUUUUCUCUAAAUAUACCUAUAAGUUUAAGCCCGGUGAAACUCAAAAAACCAUUUGGCGCGAUUUCCUUUUUACGGGGUCUUCCGGACGUAGGAAGAACACUGUGCACAUCCUUAAUAAACUUUGAAUUCCAUCAUUACAUUUGCAGAUGGUGGCCGCUGAUAACGGUCAUUGUGUGCAUCGUUGUCUUGUUCAUUGCUCUUUGCUGCUGCUGCUACUGCUGUCCCUGUUGCUCGGGCAUAGCCAGCUGCUUGAAGGGCAUCUUCUGUUGCUGCGGCUGCUGCGACGAUAAGGAAAAAGAGGAGAGGAAACCGCUCAAAUAA